AUGGCUGUAGAAACAAGGCUGUAUGACGUGCUGGGUGUAGUGCCAGAUGCGUCACCAGAAGAGAUCAAGAAGGCGUACAAGAAGCAGUCGCUAGCGAACCACCCUGACAAGAACCCGGGUGACGACACUGCGUCUCAGCGGUUCCAAGAGGUGGCGAAUGCGUACGAAACGCUGGCAGACCCAGACGCCCGCGCGUCGUAUGACAUGUAUGGCGAGGGCGGAGGACCUGGCGGCAUGCCGGGUGCUGGCUUUGAUAUGGACGAUAUCUUCGCCUCUAUGUUUGGUGCGUCUUCAUUUGGGAUGGGCCCACGUCCGCCUCGACGGGCACAAGACUCGGUGAUUCCGUACGAAGUGUCGCUCGAGGACAUGUACAACGGACGCACAGCACACUUUUCGCUCGAGAAGAAUGUCGUCUGUGGCCACUGCAACGGCUCAGGCGGCAAGCCCGGCGCCGUGCUCAAAGACUGCGUCACAUGCGGUGGUAAGGGCCGCUACCUGCAGCAGCGCCAUGCAGGCAAUGGCCUUAUUUCUCAGACGAUGGCUACGUGCACGGACUGUGAGGGCCGAGGCAAAAAAUACCGCGAGAAAGACCAGUGCAAAAGGUGCCGUGGGAAGAGGGUCGUGGGAGCCAAGGCCAAGCUCCGCCUGGAUAUACCGCGUGGUGCCUACGACGGCCAGCGCAUUGUUUUUGAGGGCGAAGGCGAUCAGCUGCCUGACACGCAGCCUGCCUCAAUCAUCUUUGAGCUGAAGCAGAAGCCCCACGACACAUUCCAAGUCAAGCAGCUCGACCUGCUCGCCACGGUGCGUGUGACACUCUCAGAGGCGCUCCUUGGAUUCUCUCGUACGGUCCUCACCCACCUGGACCACCGGCACAUUCACAUCACCCGAAAGCCAGGACAGGUAAUCCGACCGGGCCAGGUGGAUAUCGUCCGUGGCGAGGGUAUGGUCGACCAGCGAUACCGCGACCAUAAAGGCGACCUGUUUUUGCGGUGGGACAUUGAGUUCCCAACCGAGGCAUGGGCCUCGUCCGUGGAUGCCAAGGCGCUCGAGGCGCUGUUGCCGCCCAAGCGCCCAGUGCUGGCGCCACCCGAGGACUUGCUCGAGGAAGUGACGACAGCUCCUGGCCAACUUGAUGACUUUGGCUCGCAUAUCGGCACGAAGCAGCAGGAGGACCAGCGUAACGAGUACGACGACGACGAACCCAAUGUCCAAUGCGCCCAGCAAUAA
Molecule: messenger RNA, 1227 nt
Organism: Malassezia restricta
Lineage: Eukaryota; Fungi; Basidiomycota; Malasseziomycetes; Malasseziales; Malasseziaceae
Product: DnaJ subfamily A member 2
Exons: 3
Coding region: 1-1227 (408 amino acids)
Biological process (GO): protein refolding
Cellular component (GO): cytosol; nucleus; cytoplasm
Molecular function (GO): Hsp70 protein binding
Source: RefSeq, a predicted model, not a curated record